Sceloporus undulatus (fence lizard) is the source of this 1243-nucleotide messenger RNA. Its product is annotated as transmembrane emp24 domain-containing protein 10-like. Gene Ontology annotation, cellular component: Golgi apparatus; COPI-coated vesicle; endoplasmic reticulum-Golgi intermediate compartment. Gene Ontology annotation, biological process: intracellular protein transport; Golgi organization; endoplasmic reticulum to Golgi vesicle-mediated transport. Bases 178 to 807 code for a protein of 209 amino acids. Lineage: Eukaryota; Metazoa; Chordata; Lepidosauria; Squamata; Phrynosomatidae. The record is from RefSeq and is a predicted model, not a curated record. The transcript is spliced from 5 exons.
UGGGCGGAGCGGAGUCGGAAAGUGUGUCAGAGAGAGCGCGUCGUCCGCCAUUUCGCGUCUGGCGCCCGCCCAGAAGGGGCGAGGCUUGGUCUUUCCCGGCCCCGCCGCCGGGAGCGCCACGUCGGAGGCGAGCGAGAAGGCGGGGGUCUCGUGUGGAGGCUGCGACGCGUGUCCGCGAUGGAGCCGGGGAUGCUGGUGGCCUUGCUGGUGCUGUCGGUGGUCGGGGGCGCCCGGGGCCUCUCCUUCCAGCUCCCGCCGCAGACCCGCAAGUGCCUCAAGGAGGAGCUCCACCGGGACGUCAUGGUCACCGGCGAGUAUGAGCUCUCCGAGGCCGCGGCCCCGGGGAUCCGCACCGACCUCCGGGUGACAGACUCCUCUGGACACAUCCUCUACUCCAAGGACGAAGCCAAGAAGGGGAAAUUUGCCUUCACCACCGACGAUUACGAAAUCUAUGAGAUUUGCUUUGAGAGCCAUGGGCAGCCAGGGAACUUCCGGGUCCCUGACCAACUGGUCACUCUCAAUAUCAAGCAUGGCGUGGAAGCCCGGAAUUACGAGGAUAUUGCGAAGGCAGAGAAACUCAAGCCCCUGGAGGUGGAUCUGCGUCGGCUUGAGGACCUUUCCGAAUCCAUCGUCAAAGACUUUGCUUUCAUGAAGCAACGCGAGGAAGAGAUGCGGGACACCAAUGAAUCCACCAGCGCCCGCGUUUUCUACUUCAGCAUCUUCUCCAUGCUUUGCCUCGUGGGUCUGGCCACUUGGCAAGUCUUCUACCUCAGACGUUUCUUCAAGGCUAAGAAACUCAUUGAGUGAACAGCUUCAGCUGUUGAGUAAAGGCUGCAGAGGGAUCCCGCCAUCCUUGGGCUCUCGCCUUGCUUCUUCCAGGGAUGUUCAAUAUGAACCAUGGUCUUCAUUGAAUCCUUCCUCACCACCUUGCUCUGACCAGGAGCCAUUGGGAUCCUUUUCUGUGGGAGUUUCCCUUUGCCACAAGUUUUGGUGGGACACUGCAAAUGGACUGACAUCUCUUUGCCUACCAAAAUGGAGCUAGGCAUCGGAAAGCCAUGGAUUGGGGAGGGUGAUUUGGAAACCACUAUCCCCCUUUUUGGGACAGACUGCUAUGCUUCCUUCUUCCCUUUGCUGGUGAUGGGAUUUUAAGAGUGGAUUGGCUUUUAAUUUGACUAGUUAACUAAAGUCCCAAUCACUAAGAACACUGGAGAAAUAUUUUAAGUAAUAAAUUUGGAUUCCUAGA